AGCGUUACGGAACAGCCUUACAAUGUCGGAAGUACGUAGUUACCGUCAAAGUCCGCACCUGCCCUAAAUUCUGUACUGGCCCAUCAUGAACCUAUAAUUAAAGCCCAGAAAGGAUUCAGCGCGUGCUUUUUACGCGUCUUCUUAAAGUUGGACUUGCUCUCCCAUCAUCUUCCGUGUAUACCCUCUCUCCCUCAGUUUUUUAUCUCUACUUGUUUUAUUAUCAAAAAUGGGUCGCCCUCUUUACUCCAAAGCUUUCCAGACAAAGCCUAUCAUCAGAGAGCCAGAGGCUCCCCUCCCAUACGAAAAAUGGUCAUAUAUCAAUGCUUUUGAUCCAGACUCUGACGAGUUUUUCGAAAACGACCAGGCAGUUUACGAGGCCUUCGUUGACCAUGUGCCUGUAGAACACUCGGAAGACGAAGAAGAGAUGGAAGAAGACAGAGAGACCGUAGUUAUCAGACUGGACCUCACUGGCCAGGGUAGUCAUCUCGACCGUGACAGUCCAAUGGCUGUUGGGAGUGAUAGCCCAGCCCAGUACAUUACUCAGGCCUACCGAAGGCAGACAACAGAGGCGGAAACACCCGUCCGAGUUCGUCUCGCAGCCCAUGACAUCCAUGGUGAAGUCCAGAGUGACCCACCGGUGUCGCACGAAUCAGUAGAGAUCGAUUCCUCGCGGGAUAUCAUGGCACCAUUAGACGCACACCCACAGCCAGUACCUGCCACGCAGCCACACAGUAUCUUCAAUCACACACAUCAUGGACCUCGAGGUGAACUCCCCCUUCCAACCCCCAGUGCACCCAUCCCUGUUCCCGGCACAUACUCCCAGCACUCUUCACCUGGUGAAGGGUUAUCUUUCUCCUCGUUCUACCACCAGCAUUUAUCGUCGACACCGCCGCCACGCUACACAUCCUUUUCUCGAUUUUCCCCGUCACCACCUCCCACAGUCUCGCCUCGUAUUUACACUUGGGCGUCUCGUCGCCAGACAUAUUCGCCAGUCGGAACAAGUCCUCUCCCUAACAAUAGUGCACGCAUGUCUCAUGCUCAUAUUUCCCCCGCACUCGUCCGUGUCCGAGACGUCGUGGCUUAACUUGCAAUCCCUUCAUACGUAACCUCUUCCUUUCCUUCAUUUUGACUUUUCAAGGCAUUCCAGCAUGCACAACGCACGUGAUCUUUAUCCUGCUUCAUACAUUCAGCUAAUCCAUUACUUAUGCACUAUUACAAUGGCCGUAAAUGACCCACGUCAUUUACUCUACUAUCCUGUGCUUUUAUAGUCGUUGUUUAGCGGAUUCGUAUAGAUUAGACCUGACGCCUCUGAAUUCAUCCGCUUUCAACGUUGUUGAUAUCAUGUAUUGGGAUCAAACGUUUGUAUAAAUUUGGCUACCUACAGUGUACAGUGAGAUCAGCCCCAUCUAGCAUCCCAAUGACCAAUACUCUCUGCAAGCACAAA
Suillus subaureus is the source of this 1444-nucleotide messenger RNA. RefSeq lists its product as uncharacterized. The record is from RefSeq and is a predicted model, not a curated record. Lineage: Eukaryota; Fungi; Basidiomycota; Agaricomycetes; Boletales; Suillaceae. Bases 227 to 1084 code for a protein of 285 amino acids. The transcript has a single exon.